UAUCCUUGGCUUGCGUAUAAGGAUUUGAGUAUCUUUGAUUUUGUUUAAUGUAGAGCGUGGCAAACGAUGGCGUUUGUUUUGAAGUGGGAUGCAGUUGUCGAUACACUGGUGAAGAGGAAUAGCAGUCUGUUGAAUUUUGGCUUUGCAAGAUUCGCUUCAAAGAAAACCGGAAGCAGCACGAAGAACAAAAAGGGCCAUCCUCGUCCUAAACACAGGGGCUGGAGGGUCCAGGAUGGAUGUUUUGUUCAGAAAGGUACUAUUCUGGCAACUCAAUUGACAACACGAUUUCACCCUGGUCUUCAUGUUGGCUUUGGAAGAAAUGGUACCCUUUAUGCCUUGGAACCUGGCAAAGUAGUUAUCACAUGUGAAAAAACACAACCAAAUUGGGAGCAUUCAUGGAUUCAGAGAAAUUAUGUUGGGAGACAGGGUCAGAUCAUAUACAAAAAGUUUUUUAAUGUGUUACCAGUUCCUCAAGAAGGGCGUUUUAGGCUUAUCGAUACCAUAUAGGAUAUGGUGUUCAAAUAUAGUUAUAUGACUGUAAAUUAUUGUUACAGGCAGAUUAUUAGACUUGUAUGUGUUAUUAUAAAUUAGAUUUGUAUCUGUUGUACAAAUGUUAUUGUAAAUGUUUUCUUCUAUAACUUGGAUUCUAAACUAUUGUUGCUCUGAGGUGUAUUACGUUUCUUGCAAUUACGUCAAAAACAAAUGCAGCAGGUUGACAUUUGACUGAAUUUCAAGGGAUUGAAAAAUAGUCAGUUCAGUGUAAUAAAGUCUGAAUUAGAGUUUUUUUGUAAAAAUA
Schistocerca cancellata (South American locust) is the source of this 796-nucleotide messenger RNA. RefSeq names its product 39S ribosomal protein L27, mitochondrial (gene mRpL27). Lineage: Eukaryota; Metazoa; Arthropoda; Insecta; Orthoptera; Acrididae. Gene Ontology annotation, cellular component: mitochondrial large ribosomal subunit; ribosome. The record is from RefSeq and is a predicted model, not a curated record. The coding region runs from base 67 to 507 and encodes 146 amino acids. Gene Ontology annotation, biological process: translation. Gene Ontology annotation, molecular function: structural constituent of ribosome. The transcript has 3 exons.